This is a messenger RNA of Rhagoletis pomonella (apple maggot), 1119 nucleotides long. RefSeq names its product ubiquitin domain-containing protein 1-like. NCBI's taxonomy places the organism in Eukaryota, Metazoa, Arthropoda, Insecta, Diptera, Tephritidae. Bases 537 to 968 code for a protein of 143 amino acids. The transcript has 3 exons. The record is from RefSeq and is a predicted model, not a curated record.
UAGUUGAAGACGAUAAAAAUUCUGAGCAGGGAUCGUGGGAAUAUUGCGGAAAUGUUUGGUGAAUAAAUUAAAGUGUGAAAAAAGAAUUAUCAGUGUAAAAUAGAGAAAAUAUAAAACCAACAAAAUUUUUACCCAACGCAAAUGUAUUAUUUGCCAAGUUUUCGUCGACGGUGCGAAGAAAAACAUAUCAAAAGUGAGUCAGGUUUCUGGUCGCGCGGGUGCAACAGUCGAAAGGGCAAGACAACGUGAAAGCUUGAAAGAAAAAAUAUGUAAAAUAGUCGUAAAAAAUCGGCGCGGCUGUAUGAAGCGAGAAAAAGUGAAAAAGCAAAAAUAAAUUUCACUAAAAUAACAAGUAGAAACAGCAAAUCGCAACAGUUCGUGGCGCAGUAAUAACAUUUGCAUUUCCAAUUCGAACCGAUAUAAUUCCGUCGUAUCCAUCAAUAUUUUUGAUCACAUACGGUCAUAAGUGCGAACGUGUUUUCCGGCGCUGGAACGCUGACUUGGUGGACGCGUAACACAUCGAGUAUACGCGAAAUAUGGGUGGUUGCAUUGGCAUACACAGCAACGAUAAUGAGACAGUCAGUGUGUCUUCUGCGAGCGUUUCGAGGCCAACAACAGCCGCGGGCGGCGGUCAAAUGGGCCCAUCGCGCAAAAAUCGCCCCCUGUGCAAUGAGACGAUACGUUGGCGUUCCGAUGUGCCACUGACCGAGGGCCAACUGCGUUCGAAACGCGACGAAUUCUGGGACACCGCGCCGGCGUUCGAUGGUCGUAAAGAAAUUUGGGAUGCGCUGCGGGCAGCUACAAAUGCGGCAGAAGAGCUAAAUUUCGAAUUAGCACAGGCAAUACUUGAUGGAGCGAAUAUCUCCGUGCCUAAUGGUUUACUUAGAUCUGGAUCUCUACUGCCGCAAACGCAAAACCAACAUAAUAGAUGCAUUAAUGGCGGUCAGCAGCAGGUCAUGCAACACUAAUCGCAUAUGAACACUGAGUAUCAACAUUGUUGAUGGUGUCAGCGUAGGCGUAACUGCUUUUAUUCGUGACCGUCGAUAUUCAAGCGCUCGCUGAUUACACUGUGCAACAAUUUUAGGGUCAUGGAAUCUAACGGGGAAGCGGCCAACACAG